This is a messenger RNA of Nematolebias whitei (Rio pearlfish), 1604 nucleotides long. RefSeq names its product osteoclast stimulating factor 1 (gene ostf1). Gene Ontology annotation, biological process: signal transduction. The coding region runs from base 105 to 749 and encodes 214 amino acids. The transcript has 10 exons. Gene Ontology annotation, molecular function: protein binding. Lineage: Eukaryota; Metazoa; Chordata; Actinopteri; Cyprinodontiformes; Rivulidae. The record is from RefSeq and is a predicted model, not a curated record.
CCUCAUUGGGAGUGUUCGUUGGUAGUAAGUGUCCCACAGUUCAGCCACGAUAAGUUUCUCACAGUUUUUGUCCCCCCUCUUCUUACUAUCCUUGAGUCUUACAGAUGUCGAAGCCCCCUCCUAAACCGGCCAAGCCAGGCCAAGUCAAGGUGUUCAGAGCAUUGUUUACCUUCGAUCCCAGAACACCAGAUGAGUUGUACUUUGAGGAGGGAGACAUUUUGUACAUCUCAGACACGAGUGACACUAAUUGGUGGAAGGGGACGUGUAGAGGAAGGACGGGACUAAUUCCAAGUAACUAUGUGGCUGAGCAAGCCGAAUCCAUUGACAAUCCCAUGCACGAAGCAGCCAAACGAGGCAAUAUAAGCUGGCUGAGGGAAUGUCUGGAGAACAAGGUUGGAAUCAACGGGCUGGAUAAGGCAGGAAACACUGCCCUCUACUGGGGAUGCCACGGAGGACAUAAAGAUGUGGUGGAGUUGUUGCUGAGUCAGCCCAGUGUGGAGCUCAACCAGCAGAACAAACUUGGGGACACACCGUUGCACGCUGCUGCCUGGAAAGGUUACUCUGACAUCGUGGAAAUGCUGCUCAACAGGAAUGCGAGAACAGACAUCAAAAACAACGAGAAUAAACUGGCUUUAGAGAUGGCCACCAAUGCCCAAUGUGCUUCACUUCUGAAAAGGAGACAGUCAACCACCGUCUACCGCAGACCCAGCGACGCUGAGGAGUAUUUGGAUGACGAAGAUUCAGACUGAGCUUGUCCGGGACCAGAUGAAAACAUUUUCACAUUCUUCCUUUUGUUCGUUGUAGAGGUGGAACUUUUGGAGUUUUAUUCCAGACCUGAAAUGGACUUGCAUGUUCACGCUGCAGCUCCAUUUUAGUUCAGAUAUUUUGUUCAAACCCUUCAGUUCUUGGCUCUUCACAUCCUGUCAGUGUAGAUUUCAAAGCGCUGAAACGAUCUGAUUUUUUUACAGCUCGUCUGCUUUUUCUGGUGCACAGCUAGACGUAGGGGAUUUAUCUUGGAGCAUCAGGAGCACACUGUGGGCUCAGAGGCAGAAAGUGUAUAUAGUGAAAGAGAAGUGACCAACGUUAUUGGGAGACAGAUUAUAUUUAACCUAUUAUGACGGAGAAGCAGUUCACGGAAUGUUUAAUGCUUCCCCUUUAAUGCAAAUGAGAUAUUUUAUAACAUAUUGAACAUUUAACAUGUCACUGGGCUUAAUGCGGUGAACAGUUUUGAAUGGCAGUAAUCUGAUUAAAUUAGCAUAUUACUCCUCGUUUUUUGAUCUGUUUGAGCUGCUUUAUAAUCUCGUCAUCUUCCGAUGGUUUGAUUUCCAUCAUGGGAGCAAAUUUCUGCUGCUUUUCCAACGAAGAUGAUAAAAAGUGCCUUAACUAUUUGCAACAGAGGUUGUGUGUCUUUGAUUGUGUAUCACUUUAACCUCGUUUUUGUCUUGAGGUUGGCAAUUAACAUUUCUAGAUUUUUGCCAUCUUCAAUCUGUAAUAACUUUACUACAUUGUUCAAAAUGGACAACUCCAUAAAAUGUCAAAAACAUAAAUAACUGCUUUACGAGUUCUGAAAUUAUUUAACCUCAAGUGUACAAAAGACAACAGAU